AUGUCCACGGAUACGAUGUACUUCAACAGCUCGCGGCUGAAACAGUCCGCGGGCAAGAAUAAGACCAACUAUUUACAGAAACCUGAUAAAAGACGACACGGGUCCAAUAAGAAGAACAAAGUCCGACAGGAAGGGGCAACUGGAAAUGAUGUACCUCUGCCUAUGCCACAGGCCUUACCAAAUGGUGAAAAGCCUGAUUUUGGCAACUCGAGCAAGAAGGGUAACAAAAACCAAGGUGACCGCAGACCAGCUUCGAAGAAAACCGACAGGGAUGCCGACAAGCUUUCCCAAGAUCUUCAAGAAAUGCUGUCAGUGACCGACACGAAUCGUAAAAAAGAGGUGCUUCCUAGUAAAGGUGAAAGCUCUGUAUCUAACGGUUCUCCUCAGCUGCUUACGCCUCAGUCCAUGCCAACUUCUGGUGUUUCUCCUGGUGUUUCUCCACUUCCUAUUUUUUGCCCACCUCCACUAAGUGUUUCACCACUUCCUCUUCAUCCGGGACUUUAUCAACAUCCAUAUCAGCAACACGCACAGCAGCUGCAUCCGCAGCAAUCAUUUAAUGGUCCGAUUCCGGGAUACCCAUACUCUGGACCUCAGCCUCCAAACUACGCUUUAUCAUCUGGUGGCUUGCCCAACUUCACUACUCCCCAAGCUGCAUUAAUGAACCCAAUGCAACAUCCAAUGAAUUACUUCCCCGUGCCACAUCCAGCAAUGGCAACCCAGGUUCCGCAUGCUCAACCUUACAACUACAAUUUACCGCAAAAUCACCAAAUUCCAUCUCAAGGGCGAACUGCACCUUCUUCUUCGGGCAGUAGUUCUUCGAGUAAGCGAAGUGGUAGUGCUUCAAAGAAGCAAAGUAACAGAAAAUCCAGUGGUAGUGGUGGAUAUGCUGGUGCGUCUUUCGCCACUAGUGUCCCUGAGAUUACAAAUUUACCCAAACCAAGUUUUGCGUGA
Molecule: messenger RNA, 951 nt
Organism: Lachancea fermentati
Lineage: Eukaryota; Fungi; Ascomycota; Saccharomycetes; Saccharomycetales; Saccharomycetaceae
Source: the annotation of a GenBank genome assembly